This is a messenger RNA of Puccinia graminis f. sp. tritici CRL 75-36-700-3, 1750 nucleotides long. RefSeq lists its product as uncharacterized. Gene Ontology annotation, biological process: steroid biosynthetic process. The record is from RefSeq and is a predicted model, not a curated record. The transcript is spliced from 4 exons. Bases 60 to 1499 code for a protein of 479 amino acids. Gene Ontology annotation, molecular function: 3-beta-hydroxy-Delta5-steroid dehydrogenase (NAD+) activity. Lineage: Eukaryota; Fungi; Basidiomycota; Pucciniomycetes; Pucciniales; Pucciniaceae.
UGUUCUGGUUGAGGUUGGCUGGUUUCAGUUUACCAUCAACCACCGAGACAAUCCCAACGAUGGCCUUCCAACCCAAAAAGAUUAUCGUCAUCGGAGGAGAAGGCUUCCUGGGCCACAACCUAGUACAGACACUCCAUCGAACCUACCCAGACUCAACCAUCAGCUCACUCGACCUCACCAAGAGAUUCCCAGACUGCAAGGAUGAAGAACCGAGGAAAGAGCAAGGUCAAGCAGAGAACCAAGAAACCAACAACACACAUCAGUUCAUCCAGGCCGACCUGACCUCCCUGGAUUCGCUGCUCGAGGCAUUCCAACAGACCGAGCCAGAGCUCGUCUUCCAUACCGCCUCUCCCUGGUCCGGAAGCUCCUCGGAAAUCUGCGAGAAGGUCAACAUCCAAGGAACCCUUAACACCAUCGCCGCAUGCCUCAAGUUCGGCGUACAGAGACUCGUCUAUACCUCCAGUGCUGGCGUCGUCUUCAACGGCAACGAUCUCAUCAACGUCGACGAACGUUUGCCCGUCCCCAAGAUCGGAUGUGAUCCUUAUAAUACUAGCAAAGCCAGAGCUGAAGCCAUCGUAUUGGAAGCCAAUGGCAAAGAUUCACUUCUUACCUGUGCCAUCCGACCCGCCGGUAUUUUCGGGCCUGGAGAUCGACAAGCGAUUCCCGGGUUGAUCGAAGUUUUGAAGACCCGGAAACAUGGAGUCCAGAUCGGCGGCAACACGAAUCUAUUUGAUUGGACGUAUGUGGAUAAUGUGGUCCAUGCGCACAUCCUAGCGGCCGAGAAGCUGGAUCGAGUGGUCCCGUUGGGCGAGUUCUCGACGAGUUUAUCGCCGAUCAGCAAGACGGUAGAGCGUCGGAAUCUGCUGACGAGUGGGAGCAAGGCGGAGGAGGAUGACUCGAGCAUGGGCGGGACGGACGAGGUGUCGUUGGUGGAUCUAUCGACGUCAAGCAAGGACGCCGAGAGUUACAACCCGACGGGUUGGAUCCAGGGGCACGAGGGAAUGGUCGACCAAGCCGUGCCGGCCAAACGACACCGCUGGGACCAAUGGGCACCCAUCUCGACUCAGAUCAAUUAUCCCGACGACCAGGUCCGCGUCGCCGGUGAGGCUUUCUUCGUCACCGGCGGAGAACCCGUCUUCUUCUGGGACUUCGCAAGGGCCGUCUGGCACGAAUAUGCCGCCCAUUCCCCACAGGCUAAGGCCCUCAACCUCGACCCUAAACCGCGCUUCACUAUCGUCAUCCCUACCUUCCUCGCCCUCUUCCUGGCUUCCCUCGCUCAACUCUUCGCUAAACUCACCAACUCUACUACCCUCUUCACUCCCGAGAAAGUCCGGUAUACUUCCGCUUCUAAGUAUCAUAAUAUCGAAAAGGCUAGAGUCGUCCUUGGCUAUGAGCCUCUCAUUGGGAUCCAUGAAGGCAUCCAAAAAGCUGUCCAGUGGUAUAUAUCAAAUGAGUCUCUUACUCAAAGCUCUCAAACCUCAGAUAAGAAAAUUGAUUAACUUUCUAUCCUCUAUUAUUCUAUAAACACAUUGAAGUCUUCGUUAAUAACCACCCAAAAUUCUUGAAUUAUUACCUGUUCUCUUUUUGGGCAUCUGACUCUUCUCAAAGACUAAUAUAUAAUGUAAUGAUAUCGUUGAAUAAAAGAACAACAACAAGAAGAAAAAAUGUGAUUGCUUUUCAAGAAUGGUUGAGAGGUUUCUUUGAUCAGAUCAUUUGUGGGAAUACGAUUGCUUUCAUUUUGCUUUCCGAG